Molecule: messenger RNA, 682 nt
Organism: Solanum pennellii
Lineage: Eukaryota; Viridiplantae; Streptophyta; Magnoliopsida; Solanales; Solanaceae
Product: cysteine-rich and transmembrane domain-containing protein WIH2-like
Exons: 3
Coding region: 136-417 (93 amino acids)
Cellular component (GO): plasma membrane
Source: RefSeq, a predicted model, not a curated record
AACAGAGUCGGAGAGUUUCUUGGAAUAUGCUGGGCUUAGUCCUUGUUUGACUUGCUCUAUAAAACCCAACAAAUAAACCCCAUUUCUUUGUGUCUAAGAAAAACUCAAAAACUCUCUUCAACCAGAAAUUCAAUUAUGAGUUACUACAAUCAGCAGCAACCCCCUGUUGGUGUACCACCACCACAAGGUUAUCCACCAGAAGGUUACUCUAAAGAUGCAUACCCACCACCAGGGUAUCCUCAGCAAGGGUAUCCACCACAGGGUUAUCCUCAGCAAGGGUAUCCACCUCCACAGUAUGCACCUCAGUAUGGUGCUCCACCUCCUCAACAACAUCAACAGCAAUCUAGUAGCACUGGAUUAAUGCAAGGAUGUUUGGCUGCUCUGUGCUGUUGCUGCCUAUUGGAUGCAUGCUUUUGAGGGUGUAAAUGAUCUGUGCCAUGUGUUGAUGGCAAAAGCUGAUUGAAUCAAUUAUAUCAUAGUCUAGACUUUUUCUUUCUGUGUUUUGUCCUAUACUUUGAUAAAUAAUUUGAUCUUUGAUGUGCUGAAGAUUCCAAAGUGUUUGUUUUGCCAAAUUAUAGGUGGUUGGUUAUGUACAAUGUGACAGAUUCUAUUUUUAUUUUUUUAAUGUUUUGGACCUCAAAUAUUAUAAGUGAAUCAAUGCACCUUGCUCUGGUUACAAAUU